GGUGGUCGGCACAUUUCUGCUGAGUAAUGAGAGGCAGAACGGCAAAUAUGGAACCAAACAGCUUCACUCUGAGUUUUUCACUCUGGCUAAUGGAGACAGAAGGGAGCAGUGGGGCAAAAUAAUGGGUGAUGUUUUUGGACAGGGCAAAAAUGAGAACAUGAGGGAUGAUCAUAACCAUAUGGAGGAGGUUGUUUAUGACGGGGACCGAGUGAGCAAUAGAAGAAAGGAAGUUUAGGGAGUGUGACUGAAGAAAAGUAUUCGGAGGGGAGAAAAAGGAGAGAGAGGGGGGGGGGGGGGGGAGGGAGGUGGAGGAGGAGGAGGAAGCAGUCUUCUGUUUCACACAAUGGCGGUGAAGUUGAGCCCCUCAGAAGAAUUCUCCCAGCUGUGUCUGCACUCUGGAAUGUCGAGUCACUUCCUCUUGUCUGUCGUCCGCCGUGAUGAGGUUGUCCUCUGAUCCUCUGCGCCUUCCCUCUGCUCUGACAGCACUCUGAAGGACCGCCGGAGAACAAACCAGAGCAGACGAGACCCGUCCAGCAUUGGUGUGAGACUAGCAGAGAAAGCUGAGAAGAACCAAAAACAUCUCACCAGCUGCACCUUCUGAAAGAUGUUUCUCUUCCUUUAUAAGUCAGCAGAGCUGGGAAAUGAUUUGAAUUGACUGGGUUUGUGUCACCUCUUUGGUUUUACUGCUGACUGAUUUCCCUGCGUGUGUGUGUCUGCUGCGAGCGUGUGGGCGCCUGAUUUGUUUGUUGCGCUUCUCUUUUUUUCUGUUGUGUUUGCAAGUGGGGCCUUUUUGCUUUGGGUCAGGAGGAGGGUUAUUGUUUGUGGUUGAGCUCGACGCACGGUCAUUGCAUCAGGGGUGGCUCGUUCAUUCAGACACUGCAGUUGCUCCACUUUGGCUCUCCUGCCUCACUCCACUUUGUCGGUCUGCGUUCAUCGGAGGAACACACCAACCUGUGUUCAAGCGCCUUCAAGCCAAAAAAGUGAAACGGAGGAUUUUUACCAGUUGCGGUUUCCAGUGGACCUCUUGCUGAGGUUGGGGCAGGCAUGGAUGCUUCCUCCAACAGGAUGUGUGACCCAGAAUGGAGACCCAGGAAGUGUGAACUGAAAUAGUCUAUUUGUUGCUUUUUCUUGUUGCAGUUGAUGCUUCGUUCACAAAUAAAGGGAUUAUAACUAAGUAACAAGCAUUUGGUGAUGGUGACUGACAGAUGCAUAAUGACCUCUAAACCAGUUUGACGUGGUGAACUCACCACUUUGGGUUAUGUCAAAUUUUUCAUUUCACGUGGAGUAUUUCUACACAUCUAUUUUUCUCUGAGAUCAAUUGCCAUGGCUACGGCCGCGUGGUAUCAUCGUGACAUCAGCCGUGUCCACGCGGAGGACUUGUUGGCACGGGCGGGUAGGGAUGGUAGCUUCCUAGUGAGAGACAGCGAGUCUGUGCCAGGGGCCUAUGCACUGUGCCUGCUGUUCCAACGUCACAUUCAUACGUACCGGAUUCUUCCUGAUGCAGACGGCCUUCUCGCUGUUCAGACAACACAGGGAGUGCAGGUGAACUGUUUUCGCACACUGGAGGACCUGGUGUUGGGGUACCAGCAUCCUCACAAAGGCCUGGUCACUCCUCUGCUCUACGCUGUUGCUCGUGAUGCAGACACUGGAGACGAGAGCUCAGAUGAUGAGAAGCCACCCCCAUCUCAAACCAACACAGUACUUGUCACCCAGCCACCAACACCACCGGGACCUCAUAUAGUUUUCCUUGAUAAGUUGCAGGAGCUGAACACAUCCAGUAUGGCAAGUGAGGUGAUUAGUCUGCUCAAUGACUACCUCUUCAGCGAGUUGCCUCUCGACAUUGAGAAUGUACAUAAAGGGGCAACAAGUCUAUGUCACCUCCAGCGUACGUUGGGCACCGCCUGCCAAGGCCUAAACAGUGAGAUUGACCUGACGCUCUCAAGUCUGGAAACACUGGCAAAGGUGUUUGACCAUCCCAGCUGCCCUUUGACACACACCAAGGCACAGGGUCCAGAGAUGGAGUUAGACAAUCUGUUGUGCAAGAUUUCUGCAUUGGUCAGCCUUCUUUCUUCACUGGAGAAAAGGGUAUUAAAAGCACUACAAGAUGCAGUGACCAAUCAUAAUCUGGCAGUGCAGCCUAACCCACCGCCUCCUGAACCAACACCUAUAAACGUGACAUCUGUCAAAAACCGGGUGAGGCAGCUGCCUGUCCACUCCUUUCAGGUUAAGGUUGUGCGCUAUGGCAGACAGACUGUUUCUGUGGAUGUGGAUGAGGGAGUAGUGCUUUUUGACAAGAAGCCUAGUUCAUUUGGUGUCGAGAGAGUGUCUCACGACAGAAUCCUUCAGCUCGUCAAGUUCCAGGGCAGCCCAGCCAAGGUGUGCAUGGUGGUGGACAGUCAGUACAACGCACCACGAGAGCUGAUGUUUGAGAGUGCGCGGAAACGUGACGCCUUCUGUCAGCUCUUGCAGCUGAUGAAAACCAGGCAUUCUCAACUGAGAGAACCGGAUGUGAUCUCUGUGUUUGUUGGCACUUGGAACAUGGGCGGUACGCCUCCUCCUCGUAGCCUGCAGUCGUGGGUGACCUGUUGUGGUUUGGGACACACUCCUGAUGAGUCUACAGCCAUACUGCCUCAUGAUAUCUAUGCUUUGGGAACUCAAGAAAACCCUCAGGGUGAGAGAGAGUGGACAGAACACAUUAAAUCAACUCUUCGCAGCUACACGCACAUCGACUUCAAACAGGUGGCAGUGCAGUCCCUCUGGAAUAUGAGGCUGGCUGUGUUUGUGAAGCCAGAACACGAGAACCGCCUGAGCCAUGUGAACACAGCCAAUGUGAAGACUGGACUGGGGAACACGCUGGGAAACAAGGGAGCUGUGGGCAUCUCCUUCCUCUUCAGUGGGACAUCAUUUGGGUUUGUUAACUGCCACCUGACUUCUGGAAGUGAGAAAGUCCUCAGGCGGAACCAGAAUUUUGUGGACAUCCUCAGACUGCUUUCUCUGGGUGACAAACACCUUGGGGCCUUUGACCUCAGCCUGCGCUUCACUCACCUCUUCUGGUGUGGAGACCUCAAUUACAGGCUGGAUUUGGAUGCACAGGAUAUUCUGAAACAUGUGUCAAAGAGGGAGUUUGAGGAGCUGAUGUGUGCAGACCAGCUGAUGCGAGAGAGACACAAGAGGAAGGCCUUUUUUAAUUUCAAGGAAGAGAAGAUUGCAUUUCCACCCACGAGCAGAUACGAGCGGGGUUCUAGAGACUGCUACCUGUGGCAAAAGUACAAGUCUUCAGGGGUGCGAGUCAAUGUUCCAUCGUGGUGUGACAGGAUUCUGUGGAAGUCUUACCCAGAGACGCAUGUCAUCUGCACAGCAUACGGUUGCACAGAUGACAUCUUCACCAGUGAUCACUCACCCGUUUUUGCCACGUUUGAGGUGGGAGUGACAUCACAGCUAAACUCUAAAACAGAUUCAAAUUCGAGCACGGAAAGAGCUUGGGUCCAGCUCGACUGCAUCGAGGUUAUUGUGAAAACAGCAAGCAAAGCAAAGUUCUUCAUUGAUUUUCAUUCGUCGUGCCUGGAAGAGACCCGUCGUUCAAGUGAGAAUGACUCACAGAGCUGCGAUGUCCCGGGAUUUCUCAAACUAGGAUGGUCUUUCAAACAGCUGCCGAAGCUUCUUCCAGUUGUGUCAGACCUGGAGUAUCUUCAGGACCAGCACCUGUUGUUGUCCAUCAAGUCCUGUGAUGGAUUUGAGUCAUAUGGUGAAUGCUGUGUGGCUCUGCGUUCAUUAACUGGCACGUCACAACAGUUUGAGACGUUCCUGAGUCACCGUGGUGAGGAGAUGGGCUCCAUACGGGGCCGUGUCAAGGUCCAUGUGCCUGCAGAUAGACGUGAAACAAGGAAGAAAAUCUAUGAAUGGUUCUGUUUUGAGAAAGACGAAAAAGGUCUCCUUCUGGGUCAUGUGGGCCCUGCAUGUGUGCGGCUUCCCGUAAACAGGUCCUCAGCAGCUUCUCCGAAACUAACCCCAAGCAGCUACACCAAUCCUGCCUACUUCAUCUUUGAAGGUGUGCCAGUGGUACGCAGGGCGGAAGAAGCUCCGCUCCAGCAACGGCGCCCUCAGGUGAUCUGGUCUGGAGACAAAGCCUUACAGCUCCCAAAGAUCUCAGCGCGGCAGGGCUUUGACAGGAGGCCCUCUCGUCAGUCAGACUUUACAGAGAUUGAAAUUCCAGCUGUUCUCUCAUCCUACACAUCAUCCAUCGAGCUUCAUACUCCACAUACCAACUCCUCCUAUCAGCUUUUCCCAGCCAAGGCCUCAUUCUCCAUACCUCCAGCCUCAUGUAGCAUUACAUCACAGGGCCAGGAACAGGCUUUACAAUCCAGAGAAAAACUCCAAAGUAAAAAGAUUGUUCAGGACUCAAUACUUCCACCUAACAACCUGAAGAACAUGUAUAUGAACCAAUCAGAAAUCAUUAGGGAAAAAACAAGAAUGGACCAACAUCACCUUCUCCCAGAGAAGACAAGUCCUGUUCAGUCAGCCAAGGUCUCAUCGAUUCUACCCUACAGCUCCACUCACCUGCCACACCGUCAGGGAAGUGUUUCCUGGAUAAUGGCGCAGAAGCCCACUGGACAGAUAGGAGACAACUCUCUUACUGCUCUGCAAAUUGCCAAAUCACUCAGCGAAGUUGACUUCUUCCCCUCAGAGCAGACUGUUCCAUCCGUACCUAACCACAGGCCAAGUUACAGAAAUGGUCUGGCAGUGCCUGGAGACAGGGGGUACAGCUGGGAAAAAGAGGUGCCAGUUCUUCAAGGUGCACCAGAGACUGUACGGGAGCUCCUCAGUACUCUGGGACUUCAAAAGUACUGUCUGGGGCUCAGCCUCAGUGGCUGGGAUGAUCUGGAUUACUUCAGUGGUAUUACAGAGGAAGAUCUUUGUGCUGCAGGAGUUAUGAACCCGUCACACCGGCGAAGGAUCCUUGACAACCUCCCGAGGAACUGGAACUAACUUUCUAGAAAGGAAAGUCAUGACAGUGUCAGACAUGACAGUCAGUUGAAAUUGAAUUAAAAUGGGAAAUUCUGGUGGGACUGAAUGGACAAUCAAUAAACAGCAGGGAACAGACUUACUCAAAUGACUAGAGAGGCAGGUUGUAUACUGGCAUACGCUCACCCCCACAAAAAAACAUCACAGUCAACAACAACAAAAAAACAACAGACUGAAGUAAUGCAGUUAGCAGUCAGAAUCCAAAAAUACUGAUUGAGCAGAGGUUCGUUACUGGUAGCAGCAUGAACCAGGCUUGGCAGGAGUGCAUGUGACAAAUGGAAAAGUUGUUAUAAAUGUCAAACAAAAUAAUAAUAAAUGUACAUGUCAAACUGGAAAUAAUGGAUGAGUGAAAGGAAUGCAACAUAUGUCUACAUACGUUCAACCAUUUUUUGUAAAGAUUUUCAAAUGAAGGAAUAUGUCUGUAUAUGUAUAUAUAUACACAUAAUAAAUACUGACUUGAAUCAUGCCUUAA
This is a messenger RNA of Thalassophryne amazonica, 5494 nucleotides long. It is a transcript of the gene inppl1b, whose product is annotated as inositol polyphosphate phosphatase-like 1b. The coding region runs from base 1324 to 4986 and encodes 1220 amino acids. NCBI's taxonomy places the organism in Eukaryota, Metazoa, Chordata, Actinopteri, Batrachoidiformes, Batrachoididae. Gene Ontology annotation, molecular function: phosphatase activity; protein binding. The transcript is spliced from 27 exons. The record is from RefSeq and is a predicted model, not a curated record. Gene Ontology annotation, biological process: phosphatidylinositol dephosphorylation.